Molecule: messenger RNA, 3411 nt
Organism: Eublepharis macularius
Lineage: Eukaryota; Metazoa; Chordata; Lepidosauria; Squamata; Eublepharidae
Gene: PARP2
Product: poly(ADP-ribose) polymerase 2
Exons: 18
Coding region: 802-2949 (715 amino acids)
Molecular function (GO): NAD+ poly-ADP-ribosyltransferase activity
Source: RefSeq, a predicted model, not a curated record
UCUGGAGACCCCAAGUCAUUUCGGGAGGUUCCAGGCCCCACCUGGAGGAUGGCAACCUUAAUUGUUGCUUGCAUACGAGCAUAAGCAGACGAACGCUCAGUCUGGUGCAGGAUCCCGUGAGUCACACUGGAGGAUCAACAGAGUAUAAGCCCUGAUGUUGACUCCUGGCGCUUUGCUGCCUCUGCAUGUGGAGGAGGGCUGACAACCCUUAGGUGAUAGCUGACAGUCUCCCGGAAUUUCACUUGUCAGAGAUCAGUUGCCCUGGAGAAAAUGCCUCCUUUGGACUAUAUGGCAUUAUACCUAGCUGAAGUCCCUCCUCUCCUAAACCUAGUCCUCUCCAGGCCCCACCCUUAAAAUCUCCAGGAAUUUCACAGCCUGGAGCUGGCAACUCUUAAGUGCAGGUUCUCUUUAGUUACCGUGCAGCCACUGAGGAAAACAGAUGUGGUGUGGGCUUUUUGAAAGAACAUCAUUUAGUUUGUGUCUUUGGUAUUCGACACUCUAUACAUACAUUAUCUGGAAUCCUUACCACAAACUUGUAAGGUAAAACAGUGUUUUUAUCCCUAUAGUGCAAGUGAGAGGCAGAGGUGACAGUGGUGCGACUAAAGCCAACUAAUGAGUUCAUGGUGGAGGCAAGAUUUGAACCGGGGACUUGCUGAUAUGAUAGGGGAUCCUGUGCCUGCAGGCUGACAGGCGCUCAUUGUGCAUGUGUAACGGGCACUGUCAAGCAGUUUUUUGGUGGUGUUGGGGAGAAUGGGGUAGGCCCUGCUCCAAAGAAAAUUGGAUGUGUGUCAUUUUCCAAUAAUGCCACUAGGCUACAACCCUCUACAUGCCACCGUCGAGAUGGGACGGAAACGAAAGGCCUCCAAAGCCCAGGAUGGGGAACCCAGUGCUGCAGGGGCAGAGCUACGCUGGGAGUGGGAGACCACCAGUAAUACGUGGCAGCAGUUCCCGCCGGAGCAAAGUGAGACCCUAAGCCAGGCGGCCAGGACAGGAAAGCUCUCUGUGGACCUCGGAGAGUCCUCUGUUGACCUGCGUGAGAUGAUGCAGCGGGAUAAACAGACGGGGCAGGAAACACGCGUGGCUGCAGCGGUCCGAGAGCAGGACUUUUACUUUGUGUGGCAGUGGCAAGGCGACCAAGAAGGCGAUUGGCAUCCAUACCCGGCUGAUACCUGCCUGGCCUUGCAGGCAGCGAGGAGCGGCCAUGGGGAGCCCACGGUGGAGAUGACAGUCGGCCGGACCCGCUACAAGCUGGACACAACCCGCAUGGUGCAGAUCAACACCCGUACCAAAUUUGAACGGGAGAUGGAAUGCAGGCAGUCGGGUGCUGCAGAUCCCGAGGACGGAGGAUCUCGAGUCAUCAACAGCACCUCAGAUACUGGUGGUCCCACGGCCACGAAGAAGGCACGGAACACAGCGGAUAUGCCAACCUCUCACGGAGAGGGAGACAGCAAGGAGGCUGUGAAGACGUUGAUCCUGAAGGGAAAAGCUCCUGUGGACCCAGAGUGCACUGCAAAACUAGGCACAGCUCAUGUUUAUUGUGAGGGAGAUGACAUUUAUGAUGUGAUGUUAAAUCAGACAAAUCUUCAGUUCAAUAACAACAAGUACUACCUCAUUCAGUUGUUGGAGGACGACGGCACACGGAGCUACAGCGUCUGGAUGCGCUGGGGGCGUGUGGGUAAACAAGGUCAGCACUCCCUUGUGAAUUGUGCUGGAGACUUGAUUAAAGCCAAAGCUGUUUUCACCAAGAAGUUCUUGGAUAAAACCAAGAAUGAGUGGGCCAAACGGGGUAACUUUCAGAAAGUUCCAGGCAAAUAUGACCUUCUCCACAUGGACUACGAAGCCAAUGAUGCAGCUGAAGAGGAAGCCACUUCACAAAAGACUGUCUCGUGUCCCAAGCUGGUGUCGCACCUGGAACCACGAGUACAGAGCUUGAUAGAACUGAUCUGCAACAUCCGCACCAUGGAAGAGAUGGUUGUGGAGAUGAAGUAUGAUACCAAGAAAGCUCCUCUAGGAAAGCUGACAGCUGAACAGAUCCGGGCUGGUUAUCAGUCCUUGCAAAAGGUGGAGGGGUGUCUGAAGAGGAAGCAGACGGGCCGCACCCUGCUUGAAGCCUGCAACGAGUUCUACACCCGGAUUCCCCAUGAUUUUGGGCUGAAGACUCCCCCAUUGAUAGCGUCAGAAGAGGAGUUAAAAGAGAAAAUACAGCUACUGGAAGCCCUUGGCGAGAUCCGUCUUGCUAUUAAGCUGGUGCGGUCAGAGCAACUGGCCAUGGAACACCCACUGGACCGGAGCUACCGUGGCUUGAACUGCGAACUCCAGCCCUUAGGGCAAGACAGCCCAGACUUCCAGGUAUUGGAGCGCUACCUACUGUCCACCCAUGCCCCAACCCACAAGGACUAUACCAUGACUCUUCUGGAGGUCUUUGUGUUGAACAAGGAGGGUUCCACCUUCCGCUCUGACCUGCCCAACCGGAUGUUGCUGUGGCACGGCUCCCGCCUGGGGAACUGGGCCGGGAUUUUGAGCCAAGGGCUGCGAGUGGCUCCGCCGGAAGCCCCCGUCACAGGCUACAUGUUUGGGAAAGGGAUCUAUUUUGCUGACAUGUCCUCCAAGAGCGCCAAUUACUGCUUUGCCACCCGUGAGAGAGAUAUCGGCCUGCUCUUGCUUUCAGAGGUGGCUCUGGGCGAAUGCAACGAACUGCUGGAGGCUAACCCCGAUGCAAAGAAGUUGUUGGCCCACAAACACAGCACUAAAGGGCUUGGCAAGCUGGCCCCGGCCAAUAGCACCACACUGCAUGGGGCUGUCGUUCCUAUGGGUCCAGUCGUAGAAACGGGCAUAGUAAACCCACGUGGCUACACCCUAAACUACAAUGAAUUCAUUGUCUAUGACCCGCAGCAGGUGCGGAUGAGGUAUCUCCUCAGGGUGCGCUUCAAUUUUACUCAGCUCUGGUGAGAGGCGACAGACAAUUGCAAGAAGGACGGCAGGAUUUUUCCCCCCGCCUCUUUGAGUGCCUUCAACUGUAGGGAGACUGUUGAAGGAUUAUCACAUGCUGCUGGUUGGUUAAUAUUCCUCUGAUAUAUCCCAGGAGUCCACCUAAAGUCCUAUUUUGGGGAAAUGGUGAAUUAAUUAAAUAUGCCACAUACGGACAUUCUUGCUCUACAUUAAAAUGUCAACCAAGACGCUGGUCUGUGAAGUGAACUUGCUGUCGCCAGCUGGCUGCCAGAAACGGGCCUUGUGGGGUGUUUAAGGGCCUGUUGAAAAAAACCAGAAGGCCUUCUAUCAUGCACUCUGUUUCUUGUGUUUGUGAUACUGUGACUGGAUCUGCAUCAGGGCAACGUUAUCGCAAAUGAUGCUUAAGGGGCCAGUAUUCACAUACAAGGUUGCACUAAUUUCCACCAAUUCCCUUCCCCCAAG